UCGUUUGACCCGUGUUUCUGAUACGUGUUAAAAGUAAGAGAGAGAGAGAGAGAGUGUGAGAGAGAGCCGAAGCGUGUGCUCAGCAGAGGGAGGGAGAGAAGGAAGAGCCCUAAGUCAUGACGAUCGCAGCUAUGCGGCGGCUUCCAUGCCACUUUUUCCGUUCUUCUCCUCCACUAUCCUUCUUCGCCCGCUACUCCUUCUCCUCCGCCGCCUCCUCUUCCUCCUCUUCCUCGUCCGCCAAGGUCGCCGAUCGCAUCGUAAAGCUCUUCGCAAUCGACCUCGAUGGCAAUAAGCGCGAGGUCCUGGGCUUGUCCGGUCAAACCCUUCUCAAAGCCCUCACCAACGUCGGCCUCAUCGAUCCUGCGUCGCAUCGGCUAGAAGAGAUCGACUCGUGUUCGGCAGAAUGCGAGGUUCACAUCGCGCAGGAGUGGCUCGAGAAGCUUCCGCCGCCGUCCUACGACGAACGCUACGUGCUCACUCGCAACUCUCGAAAUCGCGUCCUAAACAAGCAUGCAAGGCUUGGCUGGACGGGGAAAAAUUUCAUUUUCCCAUUUUUCUAUUGGGAUCAUUUCGCCAUUGCCGGUAUCUUGUUCGUGUUUGAUGGAUUUCAGCCAUCCAAUAGAUACGCAGGUCAAUAUAUACCAAGAAAGCUUCUGAUGGGAGUUUAA
This is a messenger RNA of Phalaenopsis equestris, 668 nucleotides long. RefSeq lists its product as uncharacterized. Bases 117 to 668 code for a protein of 183 amino acids. Gene Ontology annotation, cellular component: mitochondrion. The transcript is spliced from 2 exons. The record is from RefSeq and is a predicted model, not a curated record. Gene Ontology annotation, molecular function: 2 iron, 2 sulfur cluster binding. NCBI's taxonomy places the organism in Eukaryota, Viridiplantae, Streptophyta, Magnoliopsida, Asparagales, Orchidaceae. Gene Ontology annotation, biological process: P450-containing electron transport chain.